UGGAGUAAAUGCAUAAUUGCUGUUUUAUUGACUGAAGACACUUUGUCUUGCUCUGAAGUAGCUAUACGUGCUUAUCCUCUUCCGUUUUUCAUGUGCUUGAAAUUUGAUUUAAACUGACUAGCUUCAUGCUUCCUUGAUACUUUUAUCUGUCAAAGAUUGUUUACUUUUCUCUUUUUAUUCUUUUCUUCUCGUGUUCUUAUUCAUCUUCAUCUCAUUCGUUAUCUUCAUCGGAAUUUUGAUCAGAGUUGAUCAAUGAGGGACUUCCCUUCUUGUUUUGGUGAAAGCGGUGUUCAGGUUGCAGAUGCUUCGUCAUCAGGUAGUAGUAGUGGCAGAGCUGCUCAGAAUCUCGUAACGUGUGUGUAUCUCUGUGAACUCCGAGGUGUUUCACGCUUCAUCACGGUUACAUGGACGAAGAAUCUGAUGGGUCAAGGUUUGCUCGUCGGGGUUGAAAAUCCAACGGGCGAAUCCCUGUGCAAGGUGGACAUCAAGCCGUGGCUGUUCUCGAAGAGAAAAGGGUCCAAGAAUGCGGAACUGGGUUCAGGUUCAAGCGUGGUUGAGGUCUACUGGGAUUUCUCCAACGCGAAGUUCGGUUCUAGCCCCGAGCCAUUGGAGGGGUUCUACCUCGCCAUCACGCUAAACCAAGAACUCAUCCUCCUCAUCGGGGAUCUGCAGAAGCUCGCCUACAAGAAGAUCGACGCAUCAGUCACAAUCCCGGCCGCCUGCACCACGACUUUCCUCGCCAAGCGAGAGCACAUUUCCGGGAAAAAACUGUACGCCGCAAAGGCGCAGUUAUCCGACAAGGGGGUGCUGCACGAUAUCUCGAUAGAAUGCGACAGCGGUCACGGGACCAGCGACCCGUGCCUCGUGAUCCGCGUCGACGGCCAGCCCGUGAUGCAGGUGAGGCAACUCCGGUGGAAGUUCAGAGGCAAUCACACCAUCUUGGUGGAUGGAAAUCUGGUCCAAGUUUUGUGGGAUGUCCAUGAUUGGCUGUUUGGUAACACUACUGCAGCAAAUGGUGUUUUCUUGUUCCAGACAAGUAGCUGUUCCUCUUCCGACAAACUUUGGAACAGCCAACUUGCGUUCAACUGCUCAGACCUUCAACAUUCUCAACCUAGUAAACCACAGGGCUUUUCUUUGUUAUUGUAUGUUUGUAAAGAUUAAAAUAUUUGUAUGGUGAAAUUUUUUAGUUAUAUCUCGUUAGUCUUCACGGUAAAAAGUUAAAAAUUAAAUAGUACUCUGUAUUAGAGUUGGUGAUGGUAUUGCAAAAGUGGAGAAUAUUAUUUGUACUUAAUCAUUUUGUAUAUUAUUAUUCUGUAUUAGAGUCGGUGAUGGUAUUGCAAAA
Messenger RNA from Ipomoea triloba (trilobed morning glory), 1342 nucleotides. RefSeq lists its product as uncharacterized. The coding region runs from base 253 to 1161 and encodes 302 amino acids. Lineage: Eukaryota; Viridiplantae; Streptophyta; Magnoliopsida; Solanales; Convolvulaceae. The transcript has a single exon. The record is from RefSeq and is a predicted model, not a curated record.